Molecule: messenger RNA, 1863 nt
Organism: Mytilus trossulus (common blue mussel)
Lineage: Eukaryota; Metazoa; Mollusca; Bivalvia; Mytilida; Mytilidae
Exons: 1
Coding region: 1-1863 (620 amino acids)
Source: RefSeq, a predicted model, not a curated record
AUGUCCGAUACUGGUUCCGACCAUGAUGAUUUGAGACCGUCCAAAAGUAAAGAGAGUACAUCAAAUACCGAGUUGUCUACUGAUGGUGCCGUAUCGUUGUUUUCAACAGUUUUAACGAACGCUCUAGAACAGCAGAAGGUUAAUUUAAUCAAACAUUUCGAAAACCAAUUUAUACAACCAGUGAAGUCAACCGGUGUUUCGACUCCAGAUUUCGUUUUCAAGAGAGAGGGACAUCGCAUUCAGUACUUAUUUAAUACAGAAAGGUCCGACACGAUUUCAAGAAUAGAGAAACUGAUAAGGUCCAAAUCGUACGUUCAGGCGAUGGAGGUGUUAGCAGAAGAGAAAGAAACCUUGCGGAAGAGGAACAAAAUUGUGAAAAUCGCCGACAAACAUGGAUGGGACACCGUUAAUGAAUAUCUUGAUAGUCCUUUGGCUGAUGAUAAGGAUGAUGCAGCCAAUUUGCGUUCCGCUAUUGCCAGUGCUUCUAGAAAAAGGAAAAGUUCAAAACCGUAUGAUCGGCCCAGCAAUAAACCUACAGAAAGUGGAAAUAAAUUCAACGCAAAGAAUUUUUUCGUGGGAUUAGUCAAAACAGUGGAUUCGGAGAAAAUGCAGGUCAGUCGCAGAACAGAUCCGGGAAAUGCUUCUAUUGCAAUCAACAGGGACAUUUCGCCAGAUACUGUCCAUUCAAGGCAAGUCCGUCAGCAACAGUCAGCACGGCCCCAAAGGAACAAGAAAAGUCACAGUAAAGAACCGACGUUAGAUGAAGAUACUACGAAUGGAGUUGAGUAUAAUUUUGACUUUAUUAACAAUUAUGAAAUUAAAUCUGGAGAUCAAGUUAUUAACGUUAAAGGGAAUUUAAAACAUAGUGUGUCUUUUUGGAAAUCUGUUUUACAGGCAAAUGAUUUUAUCUUAAAUACUACAGAAUUUGGCUAUCGUAUUCCAUUUAAUAUUGAACCAUGUUGUAUUUAUUUACCUAAUAACAAAUCAGCUCUUAAGCAUGCCACUUUUGUUGAAAAGUCAAUAGAUGAACUUCUUACUACCAAUUGUAUUAAUGAAGUAGAGUGUCCACCUUUUGUAGUAAAUCCGUUAACUGUUUCGGUACAAAGCUCAGGUAAAAUAAGACUUGUACUAGAUUUAAGACAUGUAAACAAAUACGUUGAAAAACAAAAGGUUAAAUUUGAAGGUGUUAAUGAAGCAUUAUCUUUUGCACAUAAUUCAAAAUACAUGUAUAAAUUUGAUUUAAGGCAUGGUUAUCAUCACUUAGAUGUGCAUUAUGAUCAUCAAAAAUUUUUAGGUUUGUCAUGGAAAUUCGGCAAUAAAACCAGAUUUUUUACUUUCACAGUUUUGCCUUUCGGUUUGUCAUCAGCAGGUCACAUUUUUACUAAAACGCUUAGAGUUUUAGUAAAAUAUUGGAGAGCAAUGAGUAUUCCUAUUGUGGUUUAUUUAGAUGACGGGUGGGGAACUGCAGAAAAUUCAGAAAUAUGUGAAAAUAUGGCUUUACAGGUUAAAAGUGAUCUAGAAAAAUCUGGUUUCGUUGUAAAUAAUAAAAAGAGUGUAUGGACACCUGUUCAAAUUAUGGAAUGGCUAGGUUUUAAUUGGAAUUUAAAAGACGGAACUUUAGAAAUACCUGUGAAAAAAUUUGAGAAUUUAAAAAACAUAAUAUCUGCUUUAUUUGAAUGUAAUAUACAUAUCACUUGUAGAAAUUUAGCUAAAGUGUGUGGAAAAAUAAUUUCUAUGUUAACAGCAUUAGGCAGUAUUUGUCAAAUUAUGACAAGACAUUUACAUAUGACUAUUUGUUGUAGAGAUUAUUGGGAUUCUUUUGUAUAUUUGAAUGAAAAUGUUAUUCAAGAACUUAGAUUUUGA